Molecule: messenger RNA, 447 nt
Organism: Fulvia fulva
Lineage: Eukaryota; Fungi; Ascomycota; Dothideomycetes; Mycosphaerellales; Mycosphaerellaceae
Exons: 1
Coding region: 1-447 (148 amino acids)
Source: RefSeq, a predicted model, not a curated record
AUGGGGUACGAGGACCCGAAGUGGAGGGAGUAUAAGCAGUGGUAUGAGCAGGCGAUGAAGGAGAGAGUGGUGAAGGAGUGGGAUGUUAGGGUCGUUCUUGUUGAUGAUGAGAUGGCUGGAGACGAGGGGGAGGGGGUAGAGGAGGAGGAAGAAGAUGAAUAUGGUGAGUUACUCGAAGGGUUUGAUGAUCUCGAGCCGGAAGAGCAGAUCGAAAUUGAGGAGCGGGUCGAGACCUUGAGAAGGAAGAAGAACCAGGCGAAGCACAAUCUCGAAGAAAGACUGCAGGAUCAGAUGUGCAAUCAUUAUACCAUCGGCCUUGGAGCUUGGAAGGUCCCGAAAGGGCAGUAUCGUCAUCUGCAGCAGCGUCACUACAGGAACCACAUGGAUGAGUGGAUCCCAAGAGAGCACUGGGCUAUGACCUCGAAAGGUCCCUUUAGAACUGCAUGA